AGAAAGAGUGAGAGAUAUACAGAAACAGACAGAUUGACCCACCAGAAGACAAAGCAGACAGACAGCAAAGAGGAUAUCCAGAAACUCAAGGGGGGAAAAACGCAAGAGAGAGAUAGGGAACCAUAAAGAGGCAAGAAGAGGGUUGUGAGCUGUGGGGCCUCCACAAGAUCCUGGAUCCUGCUCCCUCUUAGGCCCCAUGCAGUUCCCCAUGGGACCAGCUUGCAUCUUCCUGAGGAAAGGGAUUGCGGAGAAGCAGAGGGAUCGUCCACUAGGACCCGAUGAGAUUGAAGAGCUUCGGGAAGCCUUCCAUGAGUUUGACAAGGAUCGAGAUGGUUUCAUCUCCUGCAAGGACCUGGGGAACCUGAUGAGGACCAUGGGCUACAUGCCCACUGAGAUGGAGCUGGCAGAGCUGGGACAGCAGAUCCGAAUGAACCUCGGUGGCAAGGUGGAUUUUGAGGACUUUGUAGAGCUAAUGGCACCCAAGCUGCUGGCAGAGACAGCUGGGAUGAUCGGAGUGCAGGAGAUGCGUGAUGCCUUCAAGGAGUUUGAUGCCAAUGGAGAUGGCUCAAUUACCCUGGUGGAACUUCGCCAGGCUAUGCAAAGGCUGCUGGGGGAGCAGCUCAGUGCCCAAGAAAUUUCUGAGGUCGUGCAGGAGGCUGAUGUCAAUGGAGAUGGCACAGUGGAUUUUGAAGAGUUUGUGAAGAUGAUGUCCCGCUGAAGAGGCAUCCCCAGCCCUGUCCUGCCCCCACCUUGUUCUUCUCCCGGAGAUGCUUGGAAAUCCUGGGGGGGGCAGCAUGGGGAGAGCUGGGGCAGGGACCCUUCUCACCCUGCCCUGGUGGGAUCAGAGGGUCAUAGCAUUAUAGGAUCACAGGAUUUAGAAAUGGACUAGAGCUUAGAGAUGAUUAAAUCCAAUUGCCUAAUUUCAUAGCCCGAGGAAUAAACCCAGAGAGGGGGAGGAGAGAUUUGCAUAAGGUCACACGGCGAUUCCCCAGCAGAGCCUGGGGUGGGAGGUCUCCUGACUCUACUGAGCGAUCUCUUCAGUAACGUCAGGCUGGGAGGGAUGCUUCCUUCUUCUCUUCUUGUCCUGUUCUCCUCCCCCACCCAUGGCUCCCUUUAGUGUUUUGUCUUUCUUUACCCUGAGCCCCAACUCUCACAGAGAUGGAGUUUAAUCCCCAGAUCAGAUGAGCAGCCCUGGUCCUCUGGUUCUUCCUGAGAAAGCUGAUCCUUGGGCCGUUAAUCCUCUGGAGAAAUCCUAGCCCAAGGACUAGUCUCUUGGGUCCCCUCACUCCUCUACCCCCUAGCCUGGAGUGGCCCCACCCAGAAUUCUGUCCCUCUGAGUUAUCUGGAGAAGUCAAAUCUGCUGAUCUGAGGACUCCAGGAGCAAGAAUGCUGUUGACACCGAAGGUUAAAAAGCCUUUUCUCUAGUCCAACUUGUCCCUCUCCUGCUGGGAUCAGGUUCCCUGUUCUCUCUCUGUCUGCUGUUUCUCAUCAGGGUCAUAGAUCUAGAACAUAAAGGAAUCGUAGA
Messenger RNA from Phascolarctos cinereus (koala), 1525 nucleotides. RefSeq names its product calcium binding protein 5 (gene CABP5). Gene Ontology annotation, cellular component: cytoplasm. The record is from RefSeq and is a predicted model, not a curated record. Lineage: Eukaryota; Metazoa; Chordata; Mammalia; Diprotodontia; Phascolarctidae. Gene Ontology annotation, molecular function: calcium ion binding; calcium channel regulator activity.